UUACCUCAGCGCGGGCGACGGAGGAGGAGGAGGAGGCGGGCCUCUUGUUCUCCUCAGCGAGCAUCCCUCGGCGAGCGGCGGGCUCGCGCGCCUCACGUGACACAACAGAAAAUCAUCUACGAAAUACACAAAAAUGAGUCAUUUGCGGCUGAUUGCUGCUACCCUGAAACAUCGUGGCGUUUGUUCGUUGAUGAAGAAAAAUGUAAACAAAAAAGAAUUUCUGCCAAGUCGGAGUUAUGUUUCACCGGGAGCCACAGAACCAUUCUUGAGUGGAAGUAAUUCAAAUUACGUUGAGGAAAUGUAUUAUGCUUGGCUUGACAAUCCAAAAAGUGUGCAUAAGUCAUGGGAUUUAUUUUUCCGAAAUGCUACUGCUGGAGCCCUUCCUGGACAAGCCUUUCAAACUCCUUUACCAGACCUUUCAGGAAGCAAAACAUCACUUGUCCAAAGUCAUGGACUGACAAAGUCACCUGCGAAAGCUGAGAAACUAGUCGAGGAUCAUCUGGCUGUGCAGUCAUUGAUCCGAGCGUAUCAGAUCCGUGGACACCAUGUGGCUCAGUUGGAUCCUUUAGGAAUCUUGGAUGCCGACCUGGAUUCAUUCAUCCCCUCAGAUUUAAUCACUACUAUAGAUAAACUAGGGUUUUAUGGCUUAUAUGAAUCUGACUUGGACAAAGUGUUCCAGUUGCCCACAACCACCUUCAUUGGAGGAAAUGAGACCAUGCUUUCCUUACGAGAAAUCAUCAAACGGUUGGAGAACACAUAUUGUCAACACAUUGGGCUGGAAUUUAUGUUUAUUAAUGAUGUGGAACAGUGUGAUUGGAUCCGGCAGAAGUUUGAGACUCCAGGUGUCAUGAAAUUCAGCAAUGAUGAAAAACGGACGUUGUUGGCUAGAUUGGUGCGGUCAACAAGAUUUGAGGAUUUCCUUGCUCGGAAAUGGUCAUCAGAAAAACGCUUUGGUUUGGAAGGAUGUGAAGUCAUGAUCCCAGCUCUGAAAACCAUUAUUGACAAAUCUAGUGAAAUGGGAAUUGAGUAUGUUAUAUUGGGCAUGCCUCACAGGGGAAGGCUGAAUGUGCUGGCCAAUGUUAUCCGAAAGGAUCUAGAACAGAUCUUUUGUCAGUUUGACCCAAAGCUCGAAGCAGCUGAUGAGGGAUCUGGGGAUGUAAAAUAUCACCUGGGAAUGUACCAUGAGAGGAUCAACCGAGCAACAAACAAAAAGAUCACCCUAUCACUUGUGGCUAACCCAUCUCAUUUGGAAGCAGUGGAUCCUGUCGUACAAGGGAAGACCAAAGCUGAGCAGUUUUACCGAGGGGAUACUGAAGGGAAGAAGGUUAUGUCUAUACUUUUACAUGGCGAUGCUGCCUUUGCUGGGCAAGGAGUUGUUUAUGAAACUUUUCAUCUUAGUGAUCUUCCAUCAUAUACCACCAAUGGCACCAUUCAUGUUGUGGUCAACAAUCAGAUUGGCUUUACUACUGAUCCACGAAUGGCUCGCUCAUCGCCAUAUCCAACUGAUGUUGCUCGUGUGGUCAACGCGCCUAUCUUCCAUGUCAAUGCUGAUGAUCCUGAAGCAGUGAUGUAUGUCUGCAACGUAGCUGCAGAUUGGAGAAACACUUUUAAUAAAGAUGUGGUUAUUGAUCUGGUUUGUUACCGAAGACGGGGCCACAAUGAAAUGGAUGAGCCCAUGUUCACCCAGCCUUUGAUGUACAAGCAGAUUCACAAGCAGGUGCCUGUGCUGAAGAAGUAUGCCGACAAGCUAAUAGCUGAUGGAACUGUGACGCUGCAGGAGUUUGAGGAAGAAAUUGCAAAGUACGAUAAGAUUUGUGAGGAAGCUUAUUCUCGAUCCAAAGACAAUAAAAUCCUACACAUUAAGCACUGGCUUGAUUCACCUUGGCCAGGUUUUUUUAAUGUGGACGGAGAACCAAAAAGCAUGACUUGCCCUCCAACUGGAAUUCCUGAAGAUAUGCUGAUUCAUAUUGGAAAUGUAGCCAGCUCUGUGCCUUUGGAAGGAUUUAAAAUACAUGGAGGACUUUCUCGGAUUUUGAGAAGUCGACUGGAAAUGACAAAGAACCGAGUUGUCGACUGGGCCUUGGGGGAAUACAUGGCUUUUGGGUCUUUGUUGAAGGAAGGUAUCCAUGUCCGACUAAGUGGGCAGGAUGUAGAAAGGGGCACUUUCAGCCAUCGCCACCAUGUACUCCAUGAUCAAGAUGUUGACAAGGGGACCUGUGUUCCUAUGAAUCAUCUGUGGGAGCAGCAAGCCCCUUACACCGUAUGCAAUAGCUCCCUUUCAGAAUAUGGGGUCUUGGGUUUUGAACUUGGCUUUGCUAUGUCAAGUCCCAAUGCCCUCGUGUGCUGGGAGGCUCAGUUUGGUGACUUCCACAAUACAGCACAGUGCAUCAUUGAUCAAUUUAUCAGCUCGGGACAGGCUAAAUGGGUUCGUCACAAUGGGAUUGUCCUGCUUUUGCCUCAUGGAAUGGAAGGAAUGGGCCCAGAGCAUUCUUCAGCCAGGCCAGAGAGAUUCCUUCAGAUGUGUAAUGAUGAUCCUGAUGUCUUUCCAGAAUUUGAAGAUGAUUUUGCUGUUUCCCAACUCUAUGAAUGCAACUGGAUUGUGGUGAACUGUUCAACUCCAGCCAGUUACUUCCAUGUCCUCCGAAGGCAGCUCUUGUUGCCAUUUAGGAAACCUCUGAUUAUUUUCACACCAAAGUCCUUGCUGAGACAUCCUGAAGCAAAAUCCAGCUUUGAUGAAAUGGUGUCAGGUACCAGCUUCAGGCGUGUGAUCCCUGAAGAAGGACCUGCAGCUGAAGCUCCCGGGGAGGUCAAGCGGGUGAUUUUCUGUACUGGGAAGGUAUACUAUGAUCUUGUUAGAGAGAGAAAGAACCAGGAUUUGGAGAAGGAGGUGGCUAUAACCAGAUUGGAACAGAUCUCCCCUUUCCCUUUCGACUUGCUAAAAUCGGAAAUUGAGAAGUAUGCUAAAGCUGAUCUUGUCUGGUGUCAAGAAGAACACAAGAACAUAGGCUACUACGACUACGUCAAACCUCGUUUCCGCACCAUUGUGAAUCAUAUUCGACCCAUAUGGUAUGUCGGCCGUGAACCAGCUGCCGCUCCAGCAACUGGUAACAAGAACACGCAUCUCGUGUCACUCAGAAGGUUUUUGGACACAGCUUUCAACCUGGAGGCAUUUGAAGGAAAGAUGUUUUGAUUGUAACGUUGUGGCCCAUUAUCUCCGUAUGUAGUAUAGUGUGUAUGUAUUUAGGGAAGGCCAUGACCAUAACAUGAAAUAAAAUUCAGCAGGGAAAGACUUCUUGGGAUUUUUUUUGAGGUUGGCUUUUUCAAAGACCUAUUUUUAAGCUUGCCUCUUCUAAACCACUGUGUGUGUGUCAUAAAUGCUAAGGGUUCCUCUUAAUUCUCAUCCGGUUAAUGUGGUUCUGUUGAUUACAUCACAGCUACCUCUUGUUAGGGAGAUGGAAGAAACAAUUAUUUUGCUUUAAGUUUGGGAAUAUUCAAGAAAACUGGUGUGCAUAUUUUAAUGCGAUUUCCUAACACCAGUUACUAAUUUCUCUUUUACUGCAGGCUGUAUAAAUGGUCUCAUAUAGUUCAAAUGAGCAAUACAUUGCAGAUUCCACCCCACCCUGCCCCCAACCAUUCUUUGUUGAAUUCUCACAUAUCUGAAUGCAGCAAACAAUUUAGCAGGCUUGCUUUCCAUUUAGCCAUCAGAACUGGGACACGAAACACGUUUCCUCUCCCUGUUAAGUGCUGGGGGGAGUUAGUGAGAGCACGCAGGAACCCCAACAAGAGCUGCUGCUGUGCUUGCACUGGAGUCUGACAUAUUUCUUGUGUCAAAAAAUGUGAUCAUUGCCCUUCAAAGUUGGUGGGGCAAUUGCAGACACCAUUAUAGUUCGUGUUGAGAUCCCUGCUGCUCCUUCCUGAUUUACCCGGCAGUGGGGAAGUCUGCUUUGUUGUUUAAAAAUCACAAUGUAUGUUUUGAAUAAGUUACUGGGGGGAAACUGAGCAGAUCUGGCAUUAACUGGCUGUUUCUGAUCAACUCUGGGCAUUCUUGAAGCCCUGUACACUGCAGAAUAGUUGAAACUAUCAAUGCAGUGGAUAGGCGUAACAGCUGGGCUCUCUAAACUAGGGUUACAGUUCUGGUUUGCUUACUCUAACAGGAUCUAAAAUAUAUUGGAAUUUUGCUUUGCAUUAUUUAACUCUAAAUGGCAUUAGUUAACUAGCUAGGCUGUGAUCCUGUGCACAGUUACAUGGAACUGAGCAGCGUUGAGCACAAUAUAACUUCUCAGUGAACAUACUUAGGGUUGUGUUGUAAGUAGCCCCAAGGCACAGCAUUUUGAGCUUUUUUAUAAACAAGAAUUUUAAAGGGAAGAAGGAUGCUGUCUAAAUAAUAAUAGGUCUAUAUAUUUUGCUCUGUUUUUACAAGGAAGGCCAUCUCGGUAUAACUUGAAAUAUUUUCUGUCUCCUUUUGAGUGAUAAAUGCUCUUGUGGCUGGGAACGCACAAAUUUAGAGAACAGAAUUAACAUAGACAUAAAAAGUAGGAAAUGGCAGGCUUCCAUUUUCAUUGCUGUUUGCGGACUGUAGCAUUAUAUUUUAAAAAAUAAAUUCUAUCCAAGAAUGUGAAAAAUAAGCAGUGGAAUAUAAUGUCUGUUUUCUUUAUGGUUGUUUUUUGACAGCUUAUCCCCUGGGAAUUGGUAUUAGCAUCCCAUUCACAAAAAUGCUGGCAUCUUGCAGAUCUUCUUUCCUGUAUUUUUCUCUUCCUCUGUCUUCUCUAUAUUUUGACUUGGUCUGUAGAAUUUAAUACAGUGAAAGGAACUAGUCUGUUUGGGUACAGGUUUUUAAAGAAAUCUGUUCUAUUUUAUUUUUCCCAAAAAGUUGAUUACUGUUGCCACUGGUGAAAGAGAGGAUGAACUAAUUAGAACAUGUUAAGAAAACUGUUCAUACUUCUGGCAAACUCAAAACAAAGCUAGUUUCAUUCAUUUACCAAAACUAGUGAGCCAUUGUCUUUAUAUAUCCGUAACAGCAGCAAAGCUCUAAUUUCUCUAGAGAAAUUACAUGUUUUGAAAUCUUAGGUUACUUACUUCCCAUUAUAGAGAUCUCUAUCUUUACAUCACUUGGUGUAUAUUUCAUAAUUUACAAGUGUCAUUUACCUCAAAUCGGCCGACAAGUAUAAGGAGGUUUUCCCUAUGUAGCCCAUUUUUCUCCCAUAAAAUCACUCUGUGUUAGUGUGUCUCUUCUAGUAUUUUCAGAAAUUUUAUGAAAUUCACUGGCUUGCUUAUUAUUUUGCAUUGUGGCUUUCGUGCCUAAGACACCAUGAAUGAGUGAAAAAUAAAAUGUAUGCAGAAAAGA
Molecule: messenger RNA, 5344 nt
Organism: Podarcis raffonei (Aeolian wall lizard)
Lineage: Eukaryota; Metazoa; Chordata; Lepidosauria; Squamata; Lacertidae
Gene: OGDHL
Product: oxoglutarate dehydrogenase L
Exons: 23
Coding region: 134-3190 (1018 amino acids)
Biological process (GO): tricarboxylic acid cycle
Cellular component (GO): mitochondrion; oxoglutarate dehydrogenase complex
Molecular function (GO): oxoglutarate dehydrogenase (succinyl-transferring) activity; thiamine pyrophosphate binding
Source: RefSeq, a predicted model, not a curated record